GGUACCGCGGUGAACCGGACCCGUCUUCGGGUUGCACAGGGAAGACUGCUGCGGAACCUGUCUUCUCUCUCCCUUGCGUUUCCACUCGGGCUUCUUUGGAAACGGACACGGUAGAGGAGACUUUGAACAUGGAGACCGCGGGCUCUGGGCCUGGGGAGCCUUCUCCACUAGAGGCUCCAGCGUCCCCAGACGAUCGGCUCUUCCUGAUUAAAGGUGGAAUUUUCCUCGGUUCUGCAGCAGCAGCGGGAAUGCUAGCCGGAUUUAUUACAACAUUAUCAUUAGCUAAAAAGAAAAGCCCUGAAUGGUUCAAUAAGGGCACUAUGGCCACAGCUGCCUUACCAGAGAGUGGAUCUUCCCUUGCUCUGCGAGCCCUAGGCUGGGGUUCUCUUUAUGCCUGGUGUGGGGUCGGCGUGAUCAGCUUUGCAGUCUGGAAAGCUUUAGGAGUUCACAGCAUGAAGGACUUUCGAAGUAAGAUGCAAUCCAUAUUUCCAGCAAUUCCCAAGAACUCCGAGUCAGCCGCUACGUGGGAGGAGGCACUCAGCUCUAAGUGAGAUGGGUGUGGAUGACUCCAGAGGAGCUGGUGCAGGAAUGGCAGCUCUGGGAACACCACAUGAGAAAAGGGACUGGGGUGACUCCGCUCCAGGAACACGUGCAGAUGGCCGGUCAGCCCAGGGGCCACAGCUAUAGCCAUCUGUGUCCAUGUCUAUGGUACAGGGAGGGAAUGUUUUCCUAAAGCUAAGACCCCUCAAGGAGGGGUCCCAGAGGAAAUAUUCCUGUUUAGAACAAUAAACCAUGUUUCAUACUCACAAAAAAAGUAAGAUAGAAAAUCUUCACAAGGGCUGGAGAGAUCCCCGUGGUUAAGAGCACACACUGCUCUUGCAGAGGACCCCAGUUCAUUUCCCAGCACCCACUUCGGGUGGCUCAAACCACCUGCAGCUCCAGCUCCAGCUCCAGGCAUCUAACAUCCUCUUCUGGACUCUGUGGGCACCUGACUCACGUGUGAACACACCCACACACAUCUACACAAUGAAAAAGUAAAAUUAAACCUUUUUAAAAAGCUCA
Messenger RNA from Peromyscus californicus insignis, 1062 nucleotides. It is a transcript of the gene Tmem242, whose product is annotated as transmembrane protein 242. The record is from RefSeq and is a predicted model, not a curated record. NCBI's taxonomy places the organism in Eukaryota, Metazoa, Chordata, Mammalia, Rodentia, Cricetidae. The transcript has 4 exons. Bases 129 to 551 code for a protein of 140 amino acids.